Struthio camelus australis is the source of this 5282-nucleotide messenger RNA. The record is from RefSeq and is a predicted model, not a curated record. Lineage: Eukaryota; Metazoa; Chordata; Aves; Struthioniformes; Struthionidae.
CCGGCUGCAUUCUGCUUCCCUAGACGCGUUUCGGUAGCACCCAAACGCCGCGAUCCCUCCCCAGAAAAGUAUUAAACGUUGUCGUGUCACGGGUGUUUCGCAUUGCCCCGAACGAUCGUGUAGUACCGUGGUUGCGAUGCGUGUGGGACUUGUCCUGUUUUUAUUGAAUCUUCCCCAUGGGAUAUAGAAACACUCGAACUUUGAAGCAAGGGAAUUUCUGAGGAAUUGUUUUCAACUAUGACAAACGUGCUUUGCAAACACAGCAUUGUGCAUAACGAUGUAGAAUUAGGGCUGUCAAAAACCAUUACAAAAAGCUACGUAACUCUCUAAUGAUAUGAACAGUUCUGCAAAGAAUCAUUUUAUUGAACUACUAACCUGUUUUGCCUUAUGUAUUUUAUUUUCUGUUUCAGGAAUGCAGUAAAAAACAGAAAAAUGAUGACACGCAAAACACAUCUGUUAAUGCAUUGACUUCAAAUGCCGAAUUUGAAGAGGAAAAUGAGUUUCAUGCUUUGGCUAAUGCUAAAAUAUUCCUUAGCGACUGCCUAGCUUGUGACAAUUGUAUGACAUCAGAAGAAGGAGUCAGGGUUUUCCAGCAGAAUCAAAAGGAGCUCUUUCGCAUACUCAACCUUAAUAAGAAAUGUGAUACCUCAAAACACAAAGUGUUGGCAGUGUCUAUAUGCCCUCAGUCAUUGCCUUAUUUUGCUGCUAAGUUCAGUCUCUCUGUGAAUGAUGCAGCCAGGAGGCUCUGUGGUUUCCUCAAAAGUCUCGGGGUGCAUUAUGUAUUUGACACCACUAUAGCUGCUGAUUUCAGUAUCCUGGAGAGUCAGAGGGAAUUUGUGCAGCGGUAUCAACAGAGGAACCAGGAGGAGCAUGCCUUACCAAUGUUUGCCUCUGCUUGCCCUGGUUGGAUCCGGUAUGCUGAAAGGGUACUUACCAAUCUUGUGACCUCUCACAUUUGCACUGCCAAGUCUCCACAGCAGAUCAUGGGCUCCCUGGUGAAGGGCUACUUUGCCAGGCAGCAGAACUUGCCUCCUGAUAAAAUUUUCCAUGUAAUUGUGGCGCCUUGUUAUGACAAAAAAUUGGAAGCCUUGCGGGAAGAUUUCUACACUGCCUUGUAUAAUUCUCAAGAAGUCGAUUGUGUUCUAACAUCAGGUGAAAUUGUCCAAAUAAUGGAACAGAAAAAUGUGUCUAUGAAAGAUGUGACUGAAGUAGCUGUAGAUAGUUUGUUUGGUGAAAUAAAGGAGGGAGAUGUAGUAAGGCAUGAUGGGAAGAGGUCUGAUGGUUACCUGGAGCACAUUUUUAAGCAUGCUGCAAAGGAGCUUUUUGGCAUGGAUGUCAAAGAAAUCACCUACAAAGCAUUAAAGAACAAGGACUUUCAAGAAGUUACGCUUGAAAAGGAUGGUGAGACACUGCUGCGUUUUGCAGCAGCUUACGGCUUUAGAAAUAUCCAGAACAUGGUUCUGAAGUUGAAAAAGGGAAAGUUUUCAUACCAUUUUGUAGAGGUCCUCGCCUGCCCAGGAGGGUGCUUAAAUGGAAAAGGCCAGGCACAAACUGAAGAUGGAAAGCCAGAUAAAGCGCUGCUUAACCAGAUGGAAGAAGUGUACGCUGCAAUACCUGUUAGGCUUCCAGAAACCAACGUGCAUGUACAAAAGAUGUACCAGGACUGGUUGGAAGGCAUGGACUCCAAGAAGGUUCAGGAUACUUUGCACACCAAGUACAGUGUGGUAAACGAAACAGCAAGCAAUCUGGAUAUCAAAUGGUAACAAAUCAAACUCGCAGAAGACUUGCUUAGGUUAGUUACACAUUCAUCACUGGAAACAUUCUAUGCAAUUGCAGAUGCUAUGCACUAGCUGAAUGAAUGAGAUGCUUUCCCUAGUUAUCACUUGUGAAGAACCAUUGCUUUUUAAAAAACAAAAUGAAAAAAUCUCUGAAAGCCGAUUCCUGCUAUCGUUUGUUAACUCUUACUGUGUGUAAUCUCCUGUGUACAAUGGAUUUCUCUGUUCUAAGUCACCAUCUUGCAAGGUACCUAAGCACUUUUUGCCAGGUGCAGGGAGUGCAAUUCCUGGUGAAGCUACUCCAGAUUGAGGAUUCCCUUCCCUUCCAAACGGGCUCCCCCAAGAAGGCGAGACGAUCUUAUUCCCGGGUACGCUAUGCCUUUUGUCGUGGGAAAACAGUCAUCGUGAAUUCUAACGUAGAUGCAGUUGUUAUAUAGUAACUAGGGGAUGUACUUGCCUUGUUAACCAAGGAGAAAAAAAAACUUUACAGUGACUAGUGUGUAUAUGGGGAAAUGUAAUGAAUUAAUUUAUGCCUUCUGUAUCCUUAUUUUAGUAAAAAUUGCUCAGUUCCAAACUAGCGGCACCAUUCCCUACUGAUGCAACGUUUUGUAAGGAAACAGGUUGCUUCAUAUAAACUGAACUUUGGAAAAGAGUAUGAAGUGGUUCUAAUGCAAUCCUUGAUUAAAAAUAGUGGCAAAUACGUUGGUACAAAAGGAGAAUUUUUUUUUCCCCCCUCUUCAUUUUUUUUUUUUUUUUAAAUAAACUUGCACCUAGGAAGAAUGAGGCUGUCUACUUUGUCUGGCUUCUUUACGAGAAUGAAACAUUCACGGUCAGGUAAGCCUGGGCAUACUACAGCUUUGGUAGAUUCAACCUCAGCCAGAAUUACAGCACUUCCCGUUCUUUCAUGCUUUGGGUUCGCAGAAUACCAGAUUGUAUUCAGAACUUAAAUUUAUCUUUUUGUUAACAGACUUAUGGAAAAAUAAUGUCAUGGAGUGCCUCUAAAAAAGUAUUAGGUAAUGCUUGCGAGUUCAUCAAAAUUGCUACACGUUGGCAUCGUGAAUUUUGGUGCACUACUUAUUUUUGCGGUAUGUUGAAGAGGUUUAAUUUAACAAACCUCUUAAAGUGGAAUUUGCAUGCAAGCUUUUCUGCAGCUUCAUAUGUUGUCAGAGAGGUGUUCAAGAAUGUGAUGGACAAAAAUCAAACUACUGCUAACUUCCUCGUAACAUCAGAUUAGUUCUUGAUUAACAGUUGUUUUGAAACUAGGAAGGUUUCAGCUUUCCUUUUCCAGUCUCACAAGUGCAGAUGGGACUUUUCUUAAUGACUUCAAGAAGUGCUUGAAUGCAUCUUCAUAUAAAUUUCUUAAUGCUAUAACUGCUUGUAUGUGCAAGACCUAAUACUACCAGAACCUCUGUAUAUUUGAAAUCGGCAUCUCACUUGCACACAGUGAAUGGGAUUAAGGCAUCAGUGAAAGCACUGCAAGUUCUGGCAUUGGCUCAAACAACCGAGGCCCAAGAGGAGAGGGAGAGAUUGGACUACGUUACCCUGAUGCCAAGAAAUAGUCAGUUUAACGUGAAGCUGUUAAGAGUUGCAGCUUUGAAGUAAACCUCUUUCAGCUACGUGAUAAAACGUUUCCCUUUGAGGGAUGUUCUCGUUCAAGUGCACGUGAGUUUGACUACUAUGACUACCUGAAUGAAGACAAUGAGAUUAUAUCCAUAAAUUAGCCUUUGUAAGUUAAGUUUCUUUUUUUAAUAAAAGCAUUCUACUUAAAUGGUGCAAUAUCAGAAAACCUACAGAAAUCUACCUCUGUACAGGAAGGGAGCCCAGAAAUCCUGGGAAGACCUAAAUAGAUGAAACCAUAAUAAAUGCCUGCUAAAGAAGGACAGUGGUGUUGCAUGAAAUUUCUGACCGGGUUACUUUUAGAAGCAACAUUAUAACUCCUUUGAUCUCAUUUGCUUUAUCUGUUUUCCCCCAGAUUUCCCCCAAAUUCCCUCAAAAAUGUCAAUAGAACUAUCUUGUAAUAAAGUCUUGUUCUAUGCUUGUAUAGGUACAUGUUUCUAUGUAUAUAUGGUUUAUAGCUUGAUAGCAUGUUUAAAUUAUUGCUUCAAUUCUUUGUAAAGUAUGCUUAUUUUUUAGGUGCAUAUACUGGACAAAAUGGUAUGAAAAAGUUCAGUUUGCUUUUCUGGUGAGAUGUUACUAUACUAAGCUACAAAAGAGCUACUCUGCCCUCGUGCAGCUUUAAACAUAUUUGUCUUCUGUAGCUGGCACUGCUGUACGUGUUCUUUCUUGCCAUUGGGCUUGCCUUUUGCACUGAAGAGCCUCACUUUCCAUGCCGGUGGAAGACCGUAGGAGUGGGACAAUAGAUGAAAUAAAUCUGUCUAGAAUAUGCUAUGCUGAACUCCCACUACAAGGGAAACUUCGUGGCUCAAUGCAUAAAAAGGAAUUUUUUUUUUUUUUCAGUUGAAUCCACUAACCAUUCAUCUACUGAAUAUUUUAAUCUAUUGAGGAAGUAGCAACGUAAAAAUCUAGUAGAACAUUUGCCUACCACAGUAUCCUUUUAAGGACAAGGCAUCUAACUGAACAGCUUUUAGUGGCUAUGCGGAAUGUAUGUAUUAUAAUUAGUGACUUACAGUGAUUGAGACUUGGUCAGCUUCUCUGUUUUAUAAGACUUUUUGGAGUAAAGCUGAUUUUACGCUUUUAAAACCCUCUUCUGUAAACAGCUAGUUUGAAAAACCUUGCUUUCCCUAACUGUAAGAGUCUUAGAGUCUCCCCUCUCCACCUACCUUCACUGAAAUUUUUCAGGUUAAAAGUGGAAAACCUUGUUGCAACUUCACAUAUAGUGAAGGACUUGCCUGACACUUGAUUCUGGCUUUUAAACCUGUGUUUGGGAAGUUUAGCGUUGCUGACAAUGUGUGUCUUGAGCCACGCUGUGUGAAACAGCAGCAUUGUUCAGGUCUAUGACAAGAUUUUCAGCAACUAAUAAUUUCCAUUGCUGGUGUCUUUUCAGCAACCAGUAAAGUUCCUAGUGUGGUCACAGCCAUAGUGCUUUACUUCUCAGUUGAAUGUUGUGCUGAGACAAUCUGUCUCUACGUUUUAUUUUAGAAAAGACUAAGUCGGAGGGAGUGGGAGAGAAUGACUGGAAAUGCUAGACUGUAUUUGGAAAUUGUCUCGGGGUAUUACUGACUGGAGCAUGUCAAGUGGUAGAUCCCUUGGGUUAUAGUACUUUAUUGUGAGACUGCUACCACAAGGGAUGUGCGUUGUAAAGUAGUUUUGCCACAUCUUCUCCAAUCAGUUUGCCUCAGCCACUGCGCCUCAUAUUUGUUUGUCCACUAGAGUUUAUGAAGAUGGACAUGAGCUAUGAUAUCACUUUAAAUGACGGAUGUAUCUGUAUGCGGCUCUCUGAAAUGGAUUAUAUUUGGAUGAUGUUCAUUUAUCUAAAUUUUGGUGCUUUGUAGUCGAAUGGAGCAUGACCAUGAAUUGUCCUAAUAAAUCUUGAUACUGACUGACAGA